GCGGCGUCUUAAGCUCCGUGACGCGCGCUCGCGCAUCUCCGCUAGGUCGACGCCGCGUGUCCUGCGGGAUUGCGAGCCCCGCCAGGAGUGCUUGGUGUCUCGGAAACUGAAGUGAACUGUCCCUGGGUCUCAGCUUGCAGUUCUGUGUUCUGGUCUGAAGUGUGGCGAGGAAGGCCUGCGGGUCCCUGGUGCCUACUUGAAGGACAGGAUGCUCUCCAAACUAGCUCAUCUGCAGACUGUGGCUGUGCUUCGCCGAGGAUUUCAUUCUUCAGUGGCGUCUGCUACGUCUGUUGCUACUAAAAAAACAGUCCAAGGCCCUCUGUCCUCUGAUUACAUUUUUGAACGUGAAUCUAAGUAUGGCGCCCACAACUACCACCCUCUUCCUGUUGCUCUGGAAAGAGGAAAAGGUGUUUACGUGUGGGAUGUGGAAGGCAGGAAAUAUUUCGACUUCCUGAGCGCUUACAGUGCUGUCAACCAGGGACACUGUCACCCGAAGAUCGUGAGCGCUCUGAAAAGCCAGGCAGACAAGCUGACCCUGACGUCGCGGGCUUUCUACAACGACGUGCUGGGCGAGUACGAGGAGCACGUGACCAAGCUCUUCAGCUACCAGAAAGUUCUCCCGAUGAACACAGGAGUGGAGGCCGGGGAGACCGCCUGCAAGCUGGCGCGCCGCUGGGGCUACGCCGUGAAGGGCAUCCAGAAGUACAGAGCCAAGAUCGUCUUUGCAGCUGGAAACUUCUGGGGUAGAACGAUGUCCGCCAUCUCCAGUUCCACAGACCCGUCCAGUUACGAUGGCUUUGGACCGUUCAUGCCGGGUUUCGAGAUCAUCCCAUACAAUGACCUGCCUGCCCUUGAGCGUGUUCUUCAGGAUCCCAACGUCGCGGCCUUCAUGGUAGAGCCAAUCCAAGGCGAAGCGGGCGUUAUUGUUCCUGACCCCGGCUACCUGAUGGGCGUGCGCGAGCUCUGCACCCGGCACCAGGUCCUGUUUAUCGCUGAUGAAGUCCAGACAGGCUUGGCCAGGACCGGUAGGUGGCUGGCUGUGGAUCAUGAAAACGUCAGGCCCGACAUCGUUCUCCUCGGAAAGGCACUUUCUGGAGGCCUGUACCCCGUGUCCGCAGUGCUGUGUGACGACGAGGUGAUGCUGACCAUCAAGCCCGGGGAGCACGGCUCGACGUACGGCGGCAAUCCCCUCGGCUGCCGGGUGGCCAUCGCUGCCCUAGAGGUUUUGGAAGAGGAGAACCUGUGUGAAAACGCGGACAAGAUGGGCGUCAUCUUGCGAAAUGAACUGAUGAAGCUGCCUUCCGACAUCGUGACCGCGGUGCGAGGGAAAGGGCUGCUGAACGCCAUCGUCAUCAGACAGACCAAAGAUUAUGAUGCUUGGAAGGUGUGCCUGCGUCUCCGGGACAACGGACUUCUGGCCAAGCCCACCCACGGCGACAUCAUAAGGCUCGCGCCUCCGCUGGUGAUCAAGGAGGACGAGAUCCGGGAGUCCGUGGAGAUCAUCAACAAGACCAUCUUGUCUUUCUGAGCGCCUGGCUGCAGCCGGGCACCCAGUGCCACCCGGAGGCCGGCAGGUCUGGCGAGCCCUCCGCGCCGCCCUCGGGGCUCCCCCGCCGUGGUGUCUCAGACCUCUUUUUACUGCAUCUGUAUUUUCAGCUCCCACCUUAGAGCGGCGUUUAGAAACGCAGUUGAGUGCCCAGGGCCGCCGGGCUCCUGCGGGCUGCUUCCGAGGUGGGGCUUCCGCCCUGCAGUCAGCCUCCAGCCAGUGUAAUUUAUGUGUUUUUACAAUUUCCUUGCUGGUACAAAUACUCCGUUUUUGAAAAGGUUAUACGGGGUGUUACGUAGUAGACUUGCUAACCUUCUAAAGCUGAAUCAUGAGAGUUGACGUUUAGUAGGGCUUAAUCCUAAUCUUACAUAAACGCCAGAUUCAAGCAAACUUUAUAUGGACCGGCUCCCCGGCCUAUUCUGUGAAUGGCAUCAUUUUGAAUAAGCUAAGGUUUAAACUCCCCAAAUCGUGUUUUAGGCAUUUGAUAUAAUUUGUAAAAAAUAUUCCUUUCCAGUGUUUCUUUAAAUUCAAAAUAAAGCAUAUUUGAAGUGUUU
Messenger RNA from Condylura cristata (star-nosed mole), 2100 nucleotides. It is a transcript of the gene OAT, whose product is annotated as ornithine aminotransferase. NCBI's taxonomy places the organism in Eukaryota, Metazoa, Chordata, Mammalia, Eulipotyphla, Talpidae. Gene Ontology annotation, cellular component: cytoplasm. The transcript has 11 exons. The record is from RefSeq and is a predicted model, not a curated record. Gene Ontology annotation, molecular function: pyridoxal phosphate binding; L-ornithine transaminase activity; identical protein binding. Bases 209 to 1528 code for a protein of 439 amino acids.